Messenger RNA from Styela clava, 1007 nucleotides. Lineage: Eukaryota; Metazoa; Chordata; Ascidiacea; Stolidobranchia; Styelidae. The record is from RefSeq and is a predicted model, not a curated record.
CUGCCGCAUUCGCGUUCGAUAGAUGAAGACUGUAUGUCGUUUAAACGCUGAACUGUAUAUAUGCGUCAUCCAUCCUUUAUUUCCGACUUGUGGCUUCAGAAUUUACAGAAAACGCAAAAACAUCGCCCACGACCCAGUGAUACAGGGUUGAUGUUGAAAAGUAUUAUAAUGCCGAUCAUGUGCUGCCAUACCUGGGCUGUUUACAUCUAACACCCAUAUACCGCUGUUUUGAAAAUUCACUUUGCUUAGUUCAUUUUAGUAUUAGAUCUUCAUUUUACUGAACGAAUGUAGGAGGUGCGCGGUGUUCCGGAAUAAAGUAUAUCUAAACUUGAAUUUAAAUUACUGUAAUUCUAAAUUUCAUUUAAUAAACGAUUCAGAAACUUUUCGCAUAGGAUAUACCAAAUAAUUUUGUUAUGUAUGUAACUGAAAAUUGUUAUGUUUUAGUUGCUUGAGAGAGACAGCUGUUUAUUGGAUGAUCCAGCAGUAAUGAAGCCUAGAACGUGUAGUUUAUUAGGACUGUUAUUGUAGACGUAAUGGACAAUUCAUACUACACACGGAUGUAUCGGGGUGGUCGGAGGAGUAGCACAGAAACGUACACAUCCAGCAGUGAAACAAAUUCCGAGUCAUCCGACUAUGAGUAUCGAAUAACGAAAAGGUUUGACGAUAUACGUAAUUAUUCCAGUUCAACAUCAUCCGACGAAUCCAGCGAUUGUAGUUCGUCCAGUUACGAGUACAGUUGGAGAGAAGCAAAGAAGAAAUCUAAAGAUUAUGAAUAUGUAUGGACAGAAGCUAAGGCGGUUAUACCAUCAAUUACUGCAAUACCAUGUACGGUGGAUAUAAACGGCACAAAGUUACCAGCUGUCAAAGGAAGUCGCUACACAUUAGUUCCAUUAAAGGCCGUUCUUGUAAUUCUGUUCCCAAACAAUACUCCGGAUGAUCUAGAAGAGGGUUUGAGGAUUCUUGAUAUUCAUCAGCUCACUAAAUCUGAAGCCGGAAAAACUGACUGA